AUGUUGUUUGUGUCAAGGAACUACGUAAUUCAAACAUUGGUUCUUAUUAUUGGCGUUUCGGCAAUCGAUUUGCCACUAUUAGAUACAAGCCGUGUCCACCAACUAUCCAAAAGAGGCGAGGAAGAUUUUUGUGCUAGCUGUAUCAAAGCCCGGGAUAUCGUAGUGAAUGAAUGUGUGAUUCCAUCUGACAAUAAUGAAACGAAAGCAUUCUCAUGUAUUUGUCAACUUGGAUCUGACUUUUGGAGACUUCAUAGCAUUUGUUCAAAAGAUUGUCAUCAACUUGAUAAGGAGAAUGGGAAGCUUGAUGUAACUCCAAAGGGUAUACAAGAAAUCUACUGUCAAAUUGCGUUUGAAUUUCCUUCUAUGAGUGGAAAAGAUUCCGAAUCGGAUUCGUCAGUUUUUGCUAGUGUUAAACAUCAAGCAUUGGCUCGGUCAAAUGCGUAUAUCAAUUCAGAGGGAGGGAAUUCAUCUAAAAUGACAAUAAGAACUGGUGGGAAAAGACCGAAUUACAAAAAUUCCACUAGCUCAUCAAUUGUUAGAUCAAAUGGGCCGUUUCAAAAUUGGACUUCAGAAAGGAGGAAUGGGCCAUUUGGGUUUGCAAUAACUGAGAAUAGGGCCUCUUUAGUAGAAAGAUGGUCCAUGCUUUACUUACUUGCAACUACUUUCCUUUAA
Messenger RNA from Hemisphaericaspora subhashii, 672 nucleotides. RefSeq lists its product as uncharacterized. The transcript has a single exon. The record is from RefSeq and is a predicted model, not a curated record. Bases 1 to 672 code for a protein of 223 amino acids. NCBI's taxonomy places the organism in Eukaryota, Fungi, Ascomycota, Pichiomycetes, Serinales, Debaryomycetaceae.